GUCAGUGUCCGGGUAGGUCUAAGUGGUGAGGAGUGGGACUCUUGUUGUGCACCUGACACCACGAUGGAUGACUAUCCGACGUAUGGGUUGCUUGUUGGGUUCUCCCUUUGGGGGACCCUCUGGCGUCUCCUCUUUCCCCUGGGGUUCUGGCACACUCUUACGUGUAGAGUAGACAACCAGGGUGGUACCUCCACUAAGCCAUAUUCGAAGGAGGAGGAGGAGAAGAUGGCCGCCAUUCUGAGGGAAAGAAAAGAGAAGAAAGAGGCCAAGAAGAAGGCCCUACAGGAGGAGCAGGCGGCGAAGUUGAAGAAGAUAGAGGAAGAGAUGGCCAGAGAGAAGGAGAGAAUAAAGAAAGAAGAAGAGGAGAAGCUGAAAGAGGUGGAAGAGGAAGAGGAGGAAGAUGAAACGACACUGCAAAGGAAGAGAGGGCAGUASAGUGGCAACARAGAUGAUGAGAUGGAGARACGGAUUUCGGAGUGGGUCGCCAACUUAUCCCUGGGCGAAGAAGAAGAAGUGGCRAUGUAUAUCCCCAAGGAUGAUCAGGAAGCCGCUAUGARAGYUUGGGACRYAGAAGAAGAUGUCAUAAAGCGGCAGGCGAUGGAAGAUGAGAAGAGGAUGGAGUGGAAACUGGCAGUGAUGAGGGAGAAGAAGAGGAGAGUGGACGCGGCAGCAGAUGCGGCGGAAGAAUUGGAGGAGGUAAAAAAGAUAGAAGAGCAAUUGGCCGCCCAGGCUGAGCUCCCAAAGAAAAUGGAGGUCAUAGUCCGAAAUGUUGCACUCUUAGCGCGGAUUCCGGCAGAGCAGUAUGACUUCAGUAGGAGUCAGCAUAUAGCUGUGCGUUCAAUACGGUUGGGAUUUCGGGACUUUGCUCGCGAAUUGGUGGGAGCUGUAGGAGCCGAGGUGGGUCAUCGCCUCGACAAGACUGAGCGGUUUUGUGUUGGCGCCAUUGAAGGCGUCCAGGCGGCAGCUCCCAAGGAGGAGGAAGCACGCCCUCGUCGGGAGUCGGUCAAAGUCAAAUUCCCUGAUUCCUACAGUGGAAAACGGGAAGAGAACUUUGACAAUUGGGAGGCCAAUGUCAAGACCUAUGUGCAUCUGCAACAGGUCUCCCCGGAUCAGCAUGUUCUAAUUGCGAUCCACGCGCAUAGAGAUGAGGCCGCCAACUUCGCAAGGUCCCUGGUUCGUGCUGCCAACUGCAAUGAUGAUGCAGUUGCGUACUCGUCGUUCACUCCCCUCAUCGACUUCCUGAAGUUGUUGCGCGAGCGAUUUGCUGAUGUCGCUCGUAGUGUUAAAGCCUCAGACAGGCUGCAAACGAUCCACUCUCGUCAGUGGAAGAGUGCCAGGGCACUCAAGAGCACAAUGGAUGAGUUAGUGGUUGUACCUGACCACGGGGUCACUGACACCCAGUUGGUUGCCCUCUUCUAUCGGGCUAUGCCCGAAGCCUUUCGAGGGCAGUUCUUCGCGAAGAGCGAAGACCCUGCCACCUUCUAUGAUUCUCUUAGCCGUGAGGUGGUAGCCUUUGAGGCAAAGUCCGUGUCAGUUUCCACUUUCUGGCACAAGGACUUGGACAAAGGUAAGAAGUGGAAAGGCCGCACUAUCUUUGGGCAAGUGAAGACUAAGGAUAGUCUUGUCCUUACUUUAGAUGAGGGUAGUGUGGAUGAGAUCCCCUACGACCAGAUUGAGUGGGGGUUAGAGGAGGAGGACAGCGGUGUGGGCCAGGGGAGAACUUACGCUGUUGUCGCGGCUGGAGGGAGGCCGCAAGGAGGAGGACGAGGCCAGGGCCAAGGGGGCCGGGCCUCAGGGAGCCGGUUUCAAGGCGAUCAGGGGGUUGGCGGCAGAGGAGGAAACCGCCAAGCGGGAGGAAGGGGUCAAGGUCCCCCGCAAAACCGUCCUAGGAACAGCCCGUCAGGCGAUGUCAAGACUGCGCGUCUGUACCAUGCGUCAGGAGUAGAUAACCGCUUGGCACAUUACUGCCUUAGUGCUUCUGCAUUUGCGCGAUUAGUGAAAAGGGAGCAGCUAGAAGAACAGGUCUUUGUAGCCUAUGUUAGGCCAGUUACUGAGCCUAAGGAAGAAAACCCUAUAGACCCUGCCAUUGCCAAGUUGCUGGAAGAGUUCAAGGACCUAGCUGAGCCGCCGACGGGAACAGUGUCGCGGCCCAUCCAGCACCGUAUUGAGAUAGAGCCUGGCAGUAGAACUCCUAACGGCACUGUGUAUAGGAUGUCCCCGCGGGAGUUAGAGGAGCUUCGCAAGCAGUUGGACGAGCUCCUCAAAAAGGUUCUCUUUGUCCCCAAGAAGGAGGGAGAGCUAAGGAUGUGUAUAGACUAUAGGGGUCUGAAUGCUAUUACAGUGAAGAAUGCUGAGCCAUUGCCUAGGAUAGAUGAUCUCCUAGAUAGAGUGCAGGGGUGCAAGUAUUUCUCUAAGAUAGAUUUGAAGUCCGGAUAUCAUCAGAUAGAGGUUCACCCUGAUGAUCAGUACAAGACCGCGUUCCGGACUAGAUAUGGGCAUUAUGANUCUAAGAUAGAUUUGAAGUCCGGAUAUCAUCAGAUAGAGGUUCACCCUGAUGAUCAGUACAAGACCGCGUUCCGGACUAGAUAUGGGCAUUAUGAAUUUAUAGUGAUGCCCUUUGGACUAACCAAUGCGCCAACAACUUUCCAGCGGUGUAUGAAUGACCUGUUUAGGCCUUGGUUAGAUAGAUUUGUUGUAGUUAACUUAGAUGACAUUCUAAUGUUUAGUAAGACCCUCGAAGAGCAUCAGGGUCAUCUCAGGCAGGUCUUGGAGAAACUGAGGGAAGCUAACUUCAAAAUCAACGCUAAGAAGUGCGAAUGGGCAAAGACCCAAGUUUUGUAUUUAGGCCAUGUCUUAGACGGAGACGACAAGCCAGAGGAUAGCAAGAUCGCAGCGAUUAGAGAUUGGCCGACACCGCGUACGUUGACAGAGUUACGGUCGUUUCUAGGCCUAGCCAACUACUAUAGGAAGUUCGUGAGGAACUUCUCCACCAUUGCUGCGCCCCUUCGCAGAUUGCUCAGGAAGGAGACCAUCUGGAAGUGGGAUAAGGACUGCACGUCUGCCAUGAAGAAGCUGAAACAGGCGUUGAUAGAAUAUCCAGUCCUUAAGGUAGCCGAUCCGUCCUUGCCCUUUGUCGUCACUACGGACGCUAGUCAGUACGACAUAGGUGCUGUGUUGCAGCACGACGAUGGCCAUGGUGAUAGGCCCGUAGAGUUCAUGUCCGCCAGAAUGCCUUUUGAGAAGGUCGCGACAUCUACCUAUGAGAGGGAACUCUACGCUCUCAGGCAAGCCUUAGACAACUGGAAGCACUACUUGCUUGGGAGGCACUUCAAAGUCUAUUCCGAUCAUGAGACGUUGAGAUGGUUAAAGAUGCAGGCCAAGAUGACACCUACGCUUACUAGGUGGGCCGCAGAGAUAGAUCAGUAUGACUUUGAGCUCAAACAAGUCAAGGGAAGAUAUAACGUAGUGGCUUUGCACAGCGAUGUCCCUCUCGAAUUACUGGAGAGUGAAUUGGACUUCCCCAUCGAACGCGUGCAAUCCAUCAACACUGGAUCGAAAAGCAGUGAGGCAGACAAAGGGAAUCAGUGCCUUGUGGUAUACCUUACCCAGGAGCCACGGAAUCGGGUUGAACUAAGAUUGAGAACAACGGAAGGAAAGCAAGGAACGCUGCAGGCGUUUGUGAUGCCACAUAUGGCACCGAAGACAUCACAGGUUUGCAGUUUCAGAAUCCGACCCCUAUCACAUCAUCAACGAGUCCAAAGCAUUGACGACGGAGUGCCGCUAAGCGAGCUGAAGGUGUCAGGGGGCUUUACACUUGCAGAAAUCCAUGCUUGGAUUUUCAAGGAGGCAACUUCUCACAAGGUCAGAGUGAGCAUCUCCUUCGAGCUCAACGACAAGGUGGUUCCCCACUUCCUGGAGAUUGUUUACCCUCGGCUUAAGGAUCAGCUGUCCCUGCUGAAAAGGUGCGAGAUGUUGGAGGCACUGAAGGAGCUCAAGGCACAAGAUGAUGACCUCAGUUUUCUGGACUCAGAGUUUGAACAGGUGGGGAUCGUCUAACGACUGUAAGCCUACCAGCGACACACAGCAGCAAAGUGUGUGUCGCCAGCGUGGUCGUUCGGACAAGACCAACUGCACCCAUU
Chara braunii is the source of this 4139-nucleotide messenger RNA. Lineage: Eukaryota; Viridiplantae; Streptophyta; Charophyceae; Charales; Characeae. The record is from the annotation of a GenBank genome assembly.